Messenger RNA from Nerophis lumbriciformis (worm pipefish), 330 nucleotides. The record is from RefSeq and is a predicted model, not a curated record. Lineage: Eukaryota; Metazoa; Chordata; Actinopteri; Syngnathiformes; Syngnathidae.
AUGGCCCUUCACGGUUUACUGAAUGAUGCUGAGGUCACUGCAGCCCUGGAUGGAUGCAAAGACGCCGGAUCGUUCGACCACAAGAAGUUCUUCAAGGCCUGCGGCCUGGCCGGCAAGUCCUUGGACGACUUGAAGAAGGCUUUCGCUAUCAUCGACCAGGACAAGAGCGGUUUCAUUGAGGAGGAUGAGCUCAAGCUGUUCCUGCAGAACUUCAAGCAGGGCGCGCGCACACUGAACGAUGCCGAGACCAAGGCUUUCCUCAAGGCCGGUGACACCGACGGCGAUGGCAAAAUUGGCGUUGAUGAGUUCACCACCUUGGUUAAGGCAUAA